Messenger RNA from Schistosoma turkestanicum, 249 nucleotides. The record is from the annotation of a GenBank genome assembly. NCBI's taxonomy places the organism in Eukaryota, Metazoa, Platyhelminthes, Trematoda, Strigeidida, Schistosomatidae.
AUUGGUCCUGGAGCAGUUAGUGAUGGUCCAGAUUUGACUAUUAUGAAUAAAACAUCUUCCGCUGAUCAAGCUCGUAUGACAAGAAACCUUGAUCAAUUAAAAUCUCAGUAUAAAAAACAACAAACACGUCAACGUUCAACGAUUAUUGUUCUACCGACAGAUAUUUUAGAAUCGGUCUGUUAUCAAACCAAUAUGAUUGCUGUACUACCACAAAAAAGACAAACAUCAACUGUAAGUUUAUUGUUGUAA